Molecule: messenger RNA, 2010 nt
Organism: Metopolophium dirhodum (rose-grain aphid)
Lineage: Eukaryota; Metazoa; Arthropoda; Insecta; Hemiptera; Aphididae
Product: glucose dehydrogenase [FAD, quinone]-like
Exons: 6
Coding region: 1-2010 (669 amino acids)
Molecular function (GO): oxidoreductase activity, acting on CH-OH group of donors; flavin adenine dinucleotide binding
Source: RefSeq, a predicted model, not a curated record
AUGUUAGAGAUAGAAGCGAUAAUUGUUCCACAAGUUAGAAGGAAAAUGUCUUUCCUGGCCGUUUUAUUUGCAACUAUGAUUUAUUAUUACAACGGCGAUCUGCUUGAUGAAACUGCAUCGGGGAUCAUAGACUUGCCUGGGGAUUCAAUACUCAGCAAUUACGAUUUCAUUAUUGUCGGCGGUGGAUCAGCAGGUGCGGUGCUGGCUAAUAGACUGACAGAAGUCGAACAUUGGAGUGUACUAGUAAUAGAAGCUGGAGAACACGAAACUAUACUAUCGGGCGUGCCUUUGUUGACUGUACACCAGCAACUAUCCGAUAGUGAUUGGCAAUAUAUAACUGAGUCUCAGGAUACAGCGUGUUUGGCUAUGAAUGAAAAAAGGUGUAGGUGGUCUCGGGGCAAGGUUUUAGGAGGGUCCAGCGUAUUAAAUAAUAUGUUGUAUGCGCGUGGAAACCCAAUUGACUUUGAAAACUGGUUAGAACAAGGUAAUACAGGUUGGGGGUACAAUGACGUGCUCCAAUAUUUUAAAAAAUCUGAGGACAACAAAGAUUCGUCCUUAGCGCGUACUCCGUACCAUUCGGCUGGCGGCUAUCUCACGGUAUCGGAAGCGCCGGCCAAUACCCCACUAGCUGAAGCGUUCAUGGCGGCCGGGAGAGAAAUGGGCUACGAUGUACACGAUAUUAAUGGCAAACGACAAACGGGUUUUAUGGUACCACAAGGCACCAUCAGAAAUGGUUCAAGGUGCAGUACGGCGAAGGCAUUCCUGGGACCAGCCAGGAUGCGAAGAAACCUGCACGUGACACUCAACACACUUGUCACACGAGUUGUCAUAGAUCCUGUAACGAAAAUCACGAUCGGUGUUGAACUGAUAAAAAAUAACACCAGGUACUACGUUCGGGUAGAAAAAGAAGUGUUGCUGUCAGCAGGCCCUAUAAAUUCUCCACAGUUACUCAUGGUCUCCGGCAUAGGUCCUAAAAGUCAUCUGGCAGAAAUGGGUAUACCCAUUAUUUCUAGUUUAGAUGUUGGAAAAAAUCUUCAAGAUCAUAUCGGACUUGGAGGACUGACGUUUUUGACCAACCGAGAGGUUUCAGUAACGCAUAACAGAGUGCAAAACGUCAAUACGGCAUUCAGCUAUGCGACGAUGCGCAAAGGGCUACUAACGAUCAUGGCGGGUGUUGAAGGAUUGGCGUUUAUAAAUUCGAAACACGGCAAUCUGUCUACUGAGCAACCAGACAUCGGGUUGAACUUAGUGUCUGGUUCCACCAUCACUGGUCUUGGUGGAAACAACACUUGGAAAGCUCAUGGGCUAAAAGAUUUUUUUUAUGAUUCGAUGUAUAAAUCGAUUCUUCACAAAGACGUUUGGUCCGCUCUACCUAUAUUGUUGAAGCCCAAGAGCCGCGGUGAAAUACUGUUGCGGAGCGCCAACCCGUUCGACUCUCCCAAGAUUUCACCCAACUACCUGACGGCCCGAGAGGACGUUGACACGCUGGUGAGGGGCGUAAAUUUUGUGUUGGAAAUGGCCCAGACCGCGUCUCUCCGCAAGUUCGACAGCCGUCUGCACGACGUACCGUUCCCCGGUUGUCAGUCGGUUCCACGGCACUCGGACGCCUACUGGGAGUGCAUGGUUCGGCACUACACCGUGUCCACGUACAACCCAGCGGGUACCGCCAAAAUGGGUCCCGAGGGUGACAAGACCGCCGUGGUAGACCCAAAGCUCCAAGUGUACGGCGUCUAUGGGCUCCGAGUGGUGGACGCGUCCAUUAUGCCAACGCUGGUCGCCGCCAACACCAACGCGCCGGUCAUAAUGAUAGCUGAAAAGGCCGCGGAUAUGAUUAAGGAUACAUGGCGUAAUGAUAAACCGUCCCGUUUCUAUGACUAUAUUUGGGUUUCAAAUUUGGUCGAAAUUAGAUAUUUCAACGAAAAAGAACGAUUAUUGGUGGCAACUUGGAAAUUUGUACGUAUAUUAUUAUAUUGUACACUUGACGAUGACAAUUUAAUAUUCGAUAUUUAA